Bipolaris oryzae ATCC 44560 is the source of this 567-nucleotide messenger RNA. RefSeq lists its product as uncharacterized. NCBI's taxonomy places the organism in Eukaryota, Fungi, Ascomycota, Dothideomycetes, Pleosporales, Pleosporaceae. The transcript has a single exon. The record is from RefSeq and is a predicted model, not a curated record. The annotation marks the transcript as partial.
AUGGAAGGCCCCUAUGCCGUGACACCACUUAGCCAUGAUACUUCAACGCCUCAGUUCAGACUCCUUGAAUUGCAUCCGAGCACACAGUCCUCUCUGAUCGAGUGCAGUCUUCGAUCCUAUUCUUUCGACGAGAGCUAUCCAGCUUACAAAGCAUUGUCUUACACUUGGGGGUCGGUAAAGGAUACCUAUCAACUACGUCUCAAUGGAUACGAAUUUUCUGUUUCCCGCAAUCUGUGGACCUUCUUAGAGCAAAUGCAUCUCCAAAGGCGACAUGGAGUCUACUGGAUUGAUGCUAUUUGCAUCAACCAAAGUAACACACUGGAAAAGAACCAUCAAGUUCAAAUGAUGCGACGUAUCUACAGCACCGCUGAGCAAGUAGUGAUCUGGCUCGGCGAGGCGACUCAAGACAAGACAAGCGACAUGGCUAUGGACGUAGUGGCCAGCACACACAAAUGGGUAUCAAACAGGAGAUCUGGCGAUUCCAUGCACGAAUCGCAUUUCAUCUGGGAUGAGAGAGAAACGCGCGCUGUAAAACACCUUUUUUCCCGGGACUACUGGACGAGGAUC